UCUGGAGUUUCUUAAGCCGCGCAAGUUAAGGACUCUGUGCGACAAGCUAACGGUAACCAUUAAUGCACCUCCAAAUUGCAAUCAAUUCAUGUGCUGCUCUUUGGUUGUAUUUACAGCUACUCACCAUGCCUCGAGAUUUGGGCCCCCCAAAAGGUCGCGACAAGUAUGUCUCCGUGGCUACACCACACAAGUCGCCCAUGAAAGUCCCUCUAAAUGAUGACCGGAGGGAAAAGGCCAACCGCAUGCAAUCUCGACAAGCCCUCCAUGAGGUCCAAAUGAACCAAAUACGCGCGGCCGCGACGCCCAUGCGGAAGCGACGGUCGUUCCUCGGGACCAGUCCGCGGACUCCAGGCGACGAUGGACCCAGUGUCGGCGGAAACGCGGUGACUCCGAUGAAGCGGGUGCCGAUCCUGGCCAAUUUCGAAGAAUGGAUGAAGAUGGCGACGGACAACAAGAUCAACGCGCAGAACUCCUGGAACUUCGCGUUGAUCGAUUAUUUCCAUGACAUGUCGCUGCUGAGGGAGGGCGACGGUGUGAACUUCCAGAGGGCGAGUUGCACGCUGGACGGAUGCGUGAAGAUCUACACGAGUCGCGUGGACAGUGUCGCGACGGAAACCGGGAAGCUGCUGAGUGGCCUGGCGGAGAGCAGGAGUAAAGACAGCAAGGGUCGGGGAACGGACGGAGAAGACGCCGAUGGUUCCGAUGGUUCCGAUGAGGAAGGAGAGAGAAAGAAAUCAAGGAAGAAGACGCAACGGUCAUCAGAGGCUACAUUGGUCAACUCCUUUGCUCAACUACAGCUAAAGAAGAUGGAGCUCGAGUUCUCGGUCGACCCGCUGUUUAAAAAGGCCUCAGCUGAUUUUGAUGAGGGUGGUGCGAAAGGACUCUUGUUAAACCAUCUCGGUAUCGAUACUGAAGGCAGGAUUGUCUUUGACAGCAGCGAUGAUGUUCGGGAAACGGAGCCGCAAAACGAAGCCGGAAUGGUGUCGGAUGCCGAGGCCGAGAACUUGCCGGGGGAAGAUGGAGAUACUUUGAUGCAGGACGCAGACGCUGAGCAGCUCGAGGAGCCAGUGGAAGAGCCGGCAGUAGAGGUUGAUAUUGCCGGUUUGGGGGCGAAAUUCUUUCCAAACCUCGCAAUUCUGGAUGAGCAGGAUAUCUGUCCCUCGUUUAAAGACUUCAGCCUUGGCGAUCCGAAUGGAUCGCUUUCACUACCUAUUUUGAAGGGUGCGGAUGACUGGAAACAACAGAAGAGAGACACUACUCCGGGCGCUUCAGGGGGCUUCCUUGAUGGCGAUAACCCAAUGGGUUUUGACGACGACGACGACGACGCACUUGGGUUCGACCUGCCGGGCGACGUGGGGUUCGGAGAGGGCGGCGAGGCCUGGGCAAGAGAAGCCGCGCUCGACGUCCAGAUGCGGCCGCAUGACGGUUUAGCUGAUGACGACGAGGCGAACGGCAAUGUCGGUACCUUCGAGGUCGGAAAGCCGCAGUACGGGGUUAUCCUACAACACGGCGUCGAUGACCAACAGGCGAACAUCUUGAAUUACUUCGACGAGGCCCUUCAGAAGAACUGGGCCGGGCCGGAACACUGGAGGAUCCGACGAAUUAAGGAUGCUGCAAAGGCAGCGAACGCCGGCCCGACGAAGCGGAAGGAACGGGAACCUUUCGAAAUCGACUUCGCUGCUCCAAUGUCACAAGCGAUGGCGGACGGGCUAUAUACGACAGCGGCAUCCAUUUCCUCGAUCACGCUACCGAAAGCGCAAUGGAAAUCGAAGUCCAGAAAUCUCCUUCCUGAUGACAAGCAUUUUAGCUCCCGACAGCUGCUACGACUCUUUCUCAAACCAAAGGCGGAGAUGGGCUCCUUACGGCCGUCGGGUGGCCGCCUAACCGCAGACCAGGCUUCAUCGAACGCCAACCUCGACGAGGAAUUCUGGGCACGGAAGAACGAAGAGGCCGCAGCUGCGAGUGCCGAGGAAAUGGCAGCUCGAGGCGACUAUGAUGCCGAUUUCUUCCAGGACGAUGGCCUCGGCGCGGUGGGGAUGGAUGACGAUGACGACGGCUUGGAGUUCGCGGAUGCGAGGGACCAUUUCUCUCCCGACAUUGCAGAGGGCGUGGGGAAUGGGAUUGCGCCCCUGGGCGAGGCACUCAACGGUCACCAGGAGGGAGCGUUUGGUACACAGCUCGUGACUCAAAGUCGGCGGUUGCGGCCGGAGUACGUUCAAUAUGCUCGAGUAGCGAAAAAGGUGGAUGUACGGCGGUUGAAAGAGGAGAUGUGGAGGGGAAUUGGGUUCGAGGAAGCUUUGGCUCCUACCGAAAAUCCAUCAAGACCUACUCAAAAACCCCUUGCGACUGCCCAGGAGGAUACUUUGAUGUUCACCGACGUCAUCAACAACCUGCAGACGGUGUAUCCCAAACAAGCGAUGGCGGAUAUCUCGACCUCCUAUUGCUUCAUCUGCCUCCUUCACCUGGCCAACGAGAAAGGGCUGAUCAUCAACAACGAGGAGAACUUCGAGGAUUUGUCAAUACGGAGGGAUUUCGCGGCGGAUAUCUCGGACGGAUGAGACUAGAUUCGGGACAUUCACAACACAUUGUUCGGCGCUUGGGGGAUCGGGGCAGGUUCCGUUCGGGGUUAUGAUUGUAUGUCUGAUGAGCCAUUUCUGAAUACAAUGAGCCUUUCUAGGCAUCGUGCUAUUCUUGCUCCUGCAUGGUUACAGGACAUGCGAACCCGAUGAUGGCAGGGAGUUUCAGGUGAAAAUGUCUCAAGGGGUAUCCCUUUUGAGGCAUCGUGUAUCGCGACAUAAAUACCACUGUCCGCACCCUCUUAACUCCCCAUAACCCUCUU
Molecule: messenger RNA, 2839 nt
Organism: Eremomyces bilateralis CBS 781.70
Lineage: Eukaryota; Fungi; Ascomycota; Dothideomycetes; Eremomycetales; Eremomycetaceae
Product: barren
Exons: 4
Coding region: 126-2558 (810 amino acids)
Biological process (GO): mitotic chromosome condensation
Cellular component (GO): condensin complex
Molecular function (GO): chromatin binding
Source: RefSeq, a predicted model, not a curated record